Molecule: messenger RNA, 690 nt
Organism: Trichoplax adhaerens
Lineage: Eukaryota; Metazoa; Placozoa; Uniplacotomia; Trichoplacea; Trichoplacidae
Exons: 7
Coding region: 1-690 (229 amino acids)
Molecular function (GO): GTPase activity; GTP binding
Source: RefSeq, a predicted model, not a curated record
AUGGCUUCUAGAGGGCAACCUCAACGUCCUAAUGGUAGUGGACAAUCUAAAAUAUGCCAAUUCAAGUUGGUUUUAUUAGGUGAAUCUGCUGUUGGCAAAUCAAGCUUAGUCUUGCGAUUUGUUAAAGGUCAAUUCCAGGAAUAUCAAGAAAGUACUAUAGGAGCUGCCUUCCUUACGCAGACGGUUUGUUUAGACGAUGUUACUGUCAAAUUUGAAAUUUGGGAUACAGCUGGACAAGAAAAUAUCUUUUUGAUACUUCCAUCAUUUUGUCGAUAUUUACGAUAUCAUAGCUUGGCCCCUAUGUACUAUCGUGGAGCUCAGACUGCAAUUGUUGUAUAUGAUAUAUCCAACGCGGAAUCAUUUCAACGUGCAAAAGCAUGGGUUAAGGAAUUACAACGUCAAGCUAGCCCUAACAUCGUAAUCGCAUUAGCUGGUAACAAGGCAGAUUUGGCUAAUAAAAGGAUGGUUGAUGCUGAUGAGGCACAGGUUUACGCUGAAGAAAAUGGGCUAUUGUUUAUGGAAACCUCCGCUAAAACUGCUAUGAAUGUAAACGAAAUAUUUUUAGCUAUCGCCAAAAAAUUACCAAAAUCUGAGCAAGGUGGUGGUGGCGCUGCUACUCAAGGUGGUGCGCGUGUUGUAGAUAUUAACAAACCUGCAAAUAAUUCUGGAGGAGGUGGUUGUUGUAAAUAA